AUGAAAGAGAGGGACCGUCCAUUCUACCAAAUCGUCGAUGGCCACCGCCUGCCUGGUAUCUUCCGGGAAGACGUUUACCGUAGCGGCCUGCUCUACAAGCCAGUAGAAGGCGACGUCGUUUUGGACACCUUUCCCAAGUCCGGAAGUCACUGGGUGUUAAAAAUUUUGAAGGAAUCUUACCGGCUCUGCAAGGGCAUUACCCCAGGAUCGACUUUUCUGGAGAUGUUUGGUUUGGAAGGUGUUCUGAGAGCAGAUCGUCCAAGGAUUGUUUGCACACAUUUGCCUCUGACUCUUUUACCGUUCGUACCGUCUGUUAAAUAUAUCUACUUAGCAAGAAAUCCGAAGGACUGUUGCGUGUCUUUCUACAACCACACAAAGAUCAUACCAGAGUACGGUUUCCAGGAUGGCACAUUCGACGAGUAUUUUGAAAUCUUCCUGGAUGGCCUUACGGAUUUCGGAAACUAUUACGAUAGCAUUCGAUCGUGGUAUGCUAAGAGAGACGAGCCGAAUGUGCUAUUCUUGACAUAUGAGUCACUACACGCUGACAUCUGGGGAUCGGUGAUUAAGCUAGCCGGCUUUGUGGACCAAGCCUUGGCUGAUGAGCUUUCACAAGAUGACAACAAGAUGCAAACUGUCCUGGAAGAAAUUAACAUAAACAACAUGAAAAAGAAUUUGCCGCUCCAGUUCGUUAGGAAAGGCGUCGUGGGAGAGUGGAAGCACUACUUCUCAGAAGAACAGUCCCGGAAGUUGGAAUCCAGGUUUUUUCUUGAAAUGGAGGAGACGACAGUCCCUGAGAUAUGGGAGAGUGUCGACUGGCUGCUUGAUUCAGCUAAGCAAAAUUAUACUUGCUGAAUUUUUACUGAACAAGCUGUCGUAAUUUCCUGAUCAACAAAUAGCAGACUAAAUGUGGUACAUGCGAAGUUUUUUUGUUUUUGUUCUUUUUCCUAUAUCUCUAACAAGAAAAAUGCGACUUUACCUGUUUUGUUGCCUGCGAAAAGUAACCAUCUUUUAGCAAACUUUUAGAAGAUACGUUAUUCGGACACUCGGCAUUUAACCUGCAUUGUCUAGUUACUGUACGCACUUUUUUCUGGUUUGUAUUUGUUUCUAAAAUACUGUUUAUCAUGUGAAUAACUUACUGACUAUGAAAUAUACAUUUUCCACUCAUUUGCUUAUUAAGCCAAGGUAUAAGUUUUAUCACUAAAACUGAAUUCUUUCGCGCGUGUAUGCAUUUUUACAAAUGUUAAAUAAAUUUGAAUGUAUUUGUUGCUACUGA
This is a messenger RNA of Ixodes scapularis (black-legged tick), 1273 nucleotides long. Its product is annotated as sulfotransferase ssu-1. Gene Ontology annotation, biological process: sulfation. Gene Ontology annotation, molecular function: sulfotransferase activity. The record is from RefSeq and is a predicted model, not a curated record. Bases 1 to 852 code for a protein of 283 amino acids. Gene Ontology annotation, cellular component: cytoplasm. The transcript has a single exon. NCBI's taxonomy places the organism in Eukaryota, Metazoa, Arthropoda, Arachnida, Ixodida, Ixodidae.